Symbiodinium pilosum is the source of this 263-nucleotide messenger RNA. Lineage: Eukaryota; Dinophyceae; Suessiales; Symbiodiniaceae. The record is from the annotation of a GenBank genome assembly.
GCAAAGCUGGCGGAAGAGGCCAACAUCAAACGCGAGGUCCUCCAGCGUCGCUGGGUGGCCUUCCGUGCCAGAAGAAAGGUAGGAGAUCCUCGCCUGCCGUUGAAGGAGCUCAGCGCUCUUUGCGACCAGCUUGUGCAGGCUGGAGUGGAGCCUCGGACUUUGGUCCCGAUUGACUCCCGCAGCUACCUGCUCAUGUCGCAGGAGCAUGUUCAGGCCUCGGUUGCUGCAUUGGUGCAGUGCGGCCAUAUCGUCUCGCCUAUGCU